CAUCAGCAAUAAACUGAACAGGGCAGGAGUGAAAGUAUCACUAUCUUCGUUCAUUAUUCAUUAUUCUAUUCACUAUUCUUUUGUUCAUAGAAAACUUCUUGAACAAAAGUGCAAUGGUACACCAGAAGAUGCAAUCACUCAUUCACCAGGCUGGAAAAAAAGCACAACGAUGAGCCUAAAAAAUUCAUCUGUUUCUUAAACUUCUCAUCACUGGACUUUUUGGCAUAUUCCAGCCUGGCCUUCCUAUUCUUCUUGCUAAUGAGUGGUUUGCAUCUUCUGGUGUACCAUUGUACUUUUGUCCACAAAUUCUUCUAUGAACAGUAGAUUGUGAUACAGUACCUUCACUCCUGCCCUCUGCAAGUUGGUUCUGAUGUCAUUAACAGUUUUAGGGUCUUUCUUUACAGCUCUCACAAUGUCCCUGUCAUCCCCAGCUGAUGUUUUCCUCGGUCUGUCUGUCUGUUGCUAGUAAACCAGUGGUCCCUUUCUUCUUUGGAAAAAUUCCACUAUUGCUUGUUUACCACCGUUGUUCCACCAUUUAUCCAGUUACUGCGUUUUUCAAAGUAGAAAGUGAGUGUUAGAUCAAUUGUUUGAGGUGUUUGUGGUCACAUCUAGUCAUUUUCAAGAUACUGAAAGACACAUUUUUCCUAUGUCUUUUGGGGUGGACAUGAGUACUUACCACUACUAUUGUUCAUAGAAAACGAUGAAGAUGCCUUUGUGGAAACAAGUAGAAAAACUGCCAAAACCAAGAAAAGGAAGCUUUCAAGAUUUUUUUUCAUGAUGUUGGUAGGGGAGACCAGGUAUGGUUGUAACAUAGGAAGAGUAGUAACGCCACCAAUUCCACCAAUCAGAGAAGAGAUAGAAGUCAUCUGAUCAUUUCAGUGUUUGCCCAUUUCCUCUUUGAUUUCACUUGGCAGUUGUAGAGGCCGGGUCUAGCAGUAUGUAGAUUUUACUGAGAAAAAACAUUUUUCUUGGUAAAGUAAUUUUUGUGACCAAAACCAAACUUUGUUUAGCACAUACAGUUGCAUAUGUAACAGGUUUACUUUGGUUAUUGUGAUUCCACUUGAUCUAACAGUGUUUGGAGUCAUGGCUCAAUAGCGCCCUCUCUCACUUGUGAGCUUUAUAUACGGCAGUGUCAUCACAACUUUAGUUCAUCAGCCCUGUGACCCGAGGUGAGUAGAGGAGCGCUUCUCUAUGCAAUUGUAUGGUUAGCUACGAUGCUAAUGAAACUCAUUGUCAUUGUAGUAACAAGCCUCACGGUGUUGACUAGUGCACAUUGUCUCACACCAGUUUAUUUUAGAAAAGAAAGACUGAGAGAUGGUGUGCCUGCUGUUUUUAAAAAAGCAUCUGAUGAGGUCACAAAGAAAAGCAAGUUAGUCAGAUCAGUGGCAAAGGAACAUGGGAUCUGCCAUGUAAUACUGAGCACGUGCUGCAAAUCACUGCGGAAGUUGAAAAGCCAGGGAUGCCAUUUGUCAACUCAAAGCCAAAGGAAGUGUGAGUAAAAUGUGCCCUAUGCAGUCUUUCGGCUCAUCAAGCCUGCACUCCAAGGAUACCAACAUUCAUUUGUCAACACUGAUUCUGAUUAAGAAUAUGCACACAUAGCCACACACAUUGCUGGCUGUAUAUCAGACCUAUAUGUUUUUCAUACCAUGUGCAGCAAGAUCAUUAAGUCCUGCUAUGAAAGUUUGUUCUAUAGUAGACUCUAGUAGACACACCUGAGUUAAACAGAGACUUUGUUAUGGUUAGUCACAGACACAGACAUUGUUGUGGAUUGUUCUUUUUUUCCCCAAUACACCUGUUUUGAAGCAAAUUGUAUGUGUGGCCUUUGUUUUUUGCUUCUUUUGUCUAAUUGUUACAACUCCACACAGCAUGCGUUACAACCCGGGGCGGGUUGUAACAAAGGAACACCUUGUAUUUGACAUUAACACACAAGGUCUUUGAUAUUAUUGCAGGGGUUUCAAUUGAUGCCAUUUGUAGUAAACAAAUAUCGGUAUUUUGCAUACGUCAUAUCCGGUUAUGUAUACCAUAUAUAAAUAGAAUAAAACAUAUAAAAUAUUUGAAUGUAGACAAGCAUAAGUAAACGGAGAAAUACCAUCCAUCCAAACAUAUCUUCCCAGCAAAAGCUUUUGUUUGUAUUUUUUCAGUGGCGAAAAAAAAAUAAAAUAAUUUAUUCAACCAAGAAAAGGGGGCUUAUAAUUUAUCCACUUGCACCAUGGAUAUGAUGUAAGAAGGAAAGCUCGAUUAUGUUGUAAUUUCUCAUCGUUUUGAGGCGGGGGUGACGCAUAUUGCUGCCGUAAAAUAGACCGACGUAUGGCGUAAACAUCCCUAACAUGUGACUGCCGAAAAAUAGGCCGACCGGAUGUUGACGCGUUCUGCACAUGCGUACAACUAUAGACACACAUACGUAGACGCCGCAUCGAGCGCUGAGCCGUACGUCAACGUCGCCGCCAUAUUGCAUAUGGCAAGAGUCGGAGCGGAGAAGAUGCCUCAUUCAUGUGCUGCAUGGAGGUGUACGACUCGUUGUACUGCCCAAACCAAAUCCCAGGGAAUAACCUUUCACAGGUUUCCCAAAGACACUGCUCGGAGGAAACAGUGGGAAAUAGCCCUCCGGAGGGAGGGAUUUUCUGCCAGCUCGUCCUCCAUGCUCUGCAGUGAUCAUUUCAGGCCGGAGGACUUUGACAGAACAGGUCAGACGGUCAGGAUCCGAGAUGGAGUUGUCCCUUCUGUUUUCAGUUUCCCAGCACACCCCCAAAGGCCUGUUGCCACCAGGACAAGUGAGACUUCAAAGAAGGCUCGAGAGACUCUGGCAAUGGACUGUUCCCCGCUUGUCCAAGACACUGAUGAACUGCUUCCUGUCCCCAAUGUGGACCACUCCUAUGUCCUGCCUUCAUCACCUGAUGAUCUGAGGGGCAGACUUAAUGAUGCCUCGGCUAGGGUGGAGAGUCUGGAAAGAGAGAGGAGCAUUGCAAAGGAUAGAGAAAGGAGGGCAAAGAACACUUUGUGCAGUCUCCUGGAGGAUCUCAGAGGGCAGAAACUCAUCAAUGAAGAGCUGAAAGGCAAGGAUGAUUCAUACUCAGUGGAGGUGGAACUGGAGGAGGCAGACUCUAACACUGCCAUCACUGUGAACGACACUGACAUUGAUUCUGCACUAAAUGGCAUCCUUGUGGCUGCACAGGGAGAGCCCAUGGAAGAAAGGACAGAAGUAGUGGUGGUAAAAAAUCAGCUCCCUUCAAAGACGAAAUCGCAACGUCGGAGUAUGAUCUGGAGACAUUUUGAACGCUUGGAAAGUUCAGAUGGUUGUCAAUGUUUGAUUUGCAAUAGGAAGAUAAAAUGCUCUUCUGAGGGCAGCACCAGCAACCUGCACAGACACAUGUCAAAGAGGCACCCGCAUGUAAAUUUGCAAACAGGUGAGGUGCUGAAGCAGUCACCAUUAGACACAUCCUCACCCACAGAGUCAAAGGAUCUUAGGAAGACAUGUCCAGCAAAGGUCACAAAGGACGUAGCAGUUCCAGAUGUGCUCCAGGUUUCACAGGCAACUGCAGGAGAGAAGCGUGGUUUUAGGAGGGAGCUGGAGUUAAUAGACGCUCUGAGGAGGGCACAGAGGCAGGAGGCGCAGGCUCUGGAGCAUCAGCGGGAGCUUGUCGAGAAGCUGCGGGCUGUCAAUGCAAGAGAAGCUGCUGUAGAGAGAGAGCAAAUUGAGUCUCUGAGGAGAGCACAGCAGGAGGAGGCCAAAAAAUUAAGCAGGCAGAGAGAGGAGCUCGAGACAGAAAAGGCAGCACUGCAGAGGAAAUGGGAGGAGCUCGAGCAGAAGGAGCAACUGCUCUCCAGAGAACAUCCAUCCUCUGUUUCUCACUAACGGUGACAUUUUUUUAUUGGGUGGUUUGGCGGCUUUGAAAAUUUCAUUUUUUUUUUUAUUUUUAUUUUUUUUUUAAAUAAAGUCUGUUUUGUAGACCAGUUUUUGGAUCUUUCAUUUUACUUCCCAACAUGACCUUGGAUUACUACAAUACAAACAAUCUGAAAAGGAAACAAGGCCAUAUCUUGUGCACAUUCUUCUUCAGGUUUACUGUACAUGAACAAAAACACAAAUGAUCAAUAUAUCACCAUAUGCUUCAAGAAAAAUACAAUUUACCUCAUUUCUAGCCACUUGUUUUGUAAAAACAUGAUUGGACAGUAAUUGACAAUCUUUUUAGGAGAGAGAAUUGGUAUAAAUACUUUGUUUCUGUAAUUUCCUGUAUAGAAUUGAGAAGCAUUUUUUAAAGUUUGUUUCCUUGUAUUGGGGGGAACUCAAGAUUCCAAUUGUGAUCACUAGGAGUCAUUGGUUUCAUAGAAAUAGUACAUUAUCACACAGGAUACGCUUACACUGUAUAUUACUCAUUUGUGGGCUCAAAAGCACAAUUCCGCACCAAUACACAACUGAAAAUGUAACUCAAAAUAUUACAUUGUAAGGGUAGAUUUGAUUCCAUUUGCAGCCAAGCAAAUGGAAUGCUUGGCUUGUGAAUGCAGCACAUAUUUUAAGUUCGAACAAGCUAAAAUAUUUGUCGAUUUUGUUAAUUAUGUAUGCACCCUUGUUCAAGAGGUAUUGAUCUCAAUGGGUCUUUUAUCUGAUUAAACAGAAAAAUUAAAUCCUGGGGGAGGAUGAGGAUAUUGAGUCAGAAUGGGCCGUAUUGGGUGCUUCCAUUGCUGUGGCAGCCAAUUGAAGCUGUGGUCGCAAGGUGGUCAGUGCCAAUCAUGGUGGCAAAUCCCAAACCCGGUGGUGGACAUUGGAGGUUAGGGCUGCUGUCAAGCUGAAGAAAAAGUUACCGAGCACGUGGGACUCCUGAAGCAGCUGAAACUUGGGUGUUGGAGGAGGUCUGUGAGUCUAUGGAGCACAAUUUUCGGUAGGCUUCAAAGAGGUUCUGGCAAACUAUCUGACAACUCAGAAAGAUGAAGCAAUGCCUGGUACACACUGCGGACGGAGGCCUGCUGACCUCAACUGAGCAUAUAAUAGGCGGUGGAAAUAAUACUGACUCCUGUCCACAUUGUUUUACUGACCCUAUCAUUUCCCUAUGUAUUUAAAACUAGCAGUGUGCUUGGAAUACAGGAGGUGAACAAAUGUAAUUGAUGUGAAACGGGUGAGGGGUAGGAUUAAAUAAGCUUUGCUUCUUCCUACUCCUUUUUGGACAUGUACAACUGUGAAUUGUACUACGUGAUAUAUUACAAGUUAACUUGUAUCCACGUUCAAAAUAAAUUAAACCAUUACCAUUCUGCAAUGUUAUACCUCAGGUACUAACUGAAUUGGGUCCAAAAAAAAUUCUGG
Molecule: messenger RNA, 5293 nt
Organism: Dunckerocampus dactyliophorus (ringed pipefish)
Lineage: Eukaryota; Metazoa; Chordata; Actinopteri; Syngnathiformes; Syngnathidae
Exons: 7
Coding region: 2357-3853 (498 amino acids)
Molecular function (GO): DNA binding
Source: RefSeq, a predicted model, not a curated record